Messenger RNA from Salarias fasciatus (jewelled blenny), 729 nucleotides. RefSeq names its product MORN repeat containing 3 (gene morn3). The transcript has 5 exons. The coding region runs from base 19 to 729 and encodes 236 amino acids. NCBI's taxonomy places the organism in Eukaryota, Metazoa, Chordata, Actinopteri, Blenniiformes, Blenniidae. The record is from RefSeq and is a predicted model, not a curated record.
CACUGAGCACCUCCCAUUAUGCCAUAUAUAAAAUCUAAGAAAGAUCUGCCAGCCUCAGCAGUGUUGGAUAUCAAGUCUCAGAAAUGUGGGCUGCGUCACACAGUUUUCUCUGUAAGUGGGGAUGAAUACACUGGAGAGUGGCGUAACAACAAGAAGCACGGCAAAGGAACCCAGGUUUGGAAGGAGUCUGGGGCCGUCUAUGAUGGAGAGUGGAAAUGUGGGAAGCGUGAUGGACGUGGCACCUACAGCGUGUUGAUCCCAGAAUCAAAGGAGUAUGUGAGGAAGUACUGCGGCCAGUGGAAAGAGGGAAAGAAGCAUGGGUAUGGGACGUACUUUUACAAAACCUCUGCACUUUAUGAGGGAGAGUGGAAUGAGGACCAACGAAGCGGCUGGGGGCGGAUGUACUAUGACAAUGGAGACAUCUACGAGGGAGAAUGGAUGAAUGAUAAGAAUCACGGCGAGGGAAUCAUUCGAUUCACAAAUGGAAACUGGUAUGAAGGCUCCUGGCGAGACGGCGAGAAGAACGGGAACGGAAAAUUCUACUACUGUGACAAAGGGCAGCUUUACGUUGGCCUGUGGGUGAAUGGAUCAGCCAAAUGUGGGACGCUGACUGAUUUUGGGAGAGGUGAAGCACCGACUCCACCGAAAUAUCCCAUUCCAAAGGUGCAUCUCGUGGAUGUGCAGCUGGUUUUACAGGAGGCCGAAUCAGCCUAUUGUGAUCAGUAUUAA